AUGGGAAAAAUUGAUUUAAAUCCUACUCGGAAUCAUUUAAAAAAGACUCAUAAACGACUUAAAAAAUUAACUAAAAAGGGAAAGUUAAAAAAACAUGUUCGUGAUGGAGUUAAUAGUAUAUACAUCAGAAAGAAGAAAGACUUGAUUAAACGUAGACAAAAUAUUGAAUAUGAUUGGAUUGAGGAUCGUGUGGCUUUACAAGAGGAAGAAAAUGAAAAUGAUAUGAAUCUUGUUCCAAUUGAUAUGUUGAAUUCUGACAUUGACUGGGAAAAUACACCAUUUAAAAAUGAGCGUAAAAGAUUAAUGAAAAAAUUAAGAAUGGAAGAGGAGGAAUCUAAAAUUAAUGAUGAAGUACCAAGGAAGUUUAGAAAUAUAGAAAAAGAAUCUUUUAAUAAUAAAAGUUUGUUACCAAUAAAGGUUAAUGGGAAAGUAGUUUUUAAAGAAGAAAUUUCUGAUGAACCAGAAAUAAAAGAAGAAUAUAUUGAACCUGAAACACCUGAAAAUAUUCCACAAGAAGAAGAUACUAGUAAAAAAGAUGAUGAUUCAGCAAAAUAUGAAAAUUUGUCUUCUGCUGAGUUACUUGGUUUACGUAAAAAUGAGUUAGAAAAAGUAAAACAACAUAUAUCAAUUGCUUCUUUAUCAAUUAUUUCUAAUCCUGAACAAAAUAUAGAAAAACUCAAAGAACUUUUAAAGUAUGCAACUGGUAAAAAAGUUGAUAAAUUAAUUCAGAAAGAUGUUCAGAAAAUAGCUACUGCUUCAUUGACGGAAGUUUUAAUAGAUAUUAUUCCUGGUUAUCAUAUUCGUGAAUACACUGAAGCUGAAAUGGAACAAAGAAUGAAAAAAGAAACUAAAGCUUUAUUUACUUUUGAAAAGACACUUUUAGAAGUUUACAAACAAUAUCUUGAACAUUUAGAGUUUUUUGUCAGACCAAUAACAACAAAAAAUUUUAAUCAAGGGAAUAAAAAAUCUUUUGAAUACAAAAUGGGUAUCAUAAGUAAUAAAUGUCUUUGUAAACUUAUUAAGCAUACAACUCACUUCAACUUCUCAGCAAAUAUCAUAAAAUUAAUUGUUAGAUUUUCUGUUUAUUGUUUAGAAGAAAUUUCUUUUGAAUGUUGCAAAGCAAUUGAUGAAAUUGUUGCAGCAGACUAUCAAUUUAAAACAUCUUUGUGUGUAGCAAAAGAAAUUGCUUCUGUAGUUAAGGAUAGAAAAGGUAAUGUUCCAACAAGAUUAUUGGGUACUUUGUUACAUCUUAAUAUUAAAGAAGUUGACAAAAGAACUGAAGUUGAUGAAAAAAGAGAAAAACAUCAUUUUAAGGCAAGAAAAAAUGCCAUACAUAAAGACCGAAAGUCUAAAUCUGUUUCAAAAUAUGAAAAACAAUUAAAAAAAUUAGAAAAAGAUUUAAAAGAAGCUGAGGCUGCAAAUUCAUUAACUGAAAAGAUAAGAUUUGGUACAGAUACAAUGAAACAUGUUUUUACAAUUUAUUUUUCUGUACUUAAACGUCUUAGCAAAUCAUCACUUCUUGAACCUGUACUUGAAGGUUUAGCUAAAUUUGCUCAUCUUAUUAAUAUUGAAUUUUUUGAUGAUUUAAUUGCUUCUUUAUCUCAAUUAGUUCAAGAUGAAGAUAUUCGUGUUCUCGAUACUUUACAUUGUGUAUAUACUGUUUUUGUUAUCUUAUCAGGUGAUGGAAAAACAUUAAAUAUUGAUCCAAUAAGUUUUUAUAAAAUUAUGUAUAAGAAAAUGGCACAUAUACCUUUUUAUAAUGAAGAUUUAAGAAAAAAAUGUAUAGAUAUUUCAAUACGAUGUGUUGAUAUAAUGUUAAAUGUUAGAAGAAAAUUUGUUCCUACUGUUAGAGUUGCAGCAUAUGUCAAAAGAUUAAUAGCUAUAUCAUAUUUACUUGACUCAAGAUGUUUAGUAGCAAUUCUUGCACUUAUUAGAAAAUUAUUUAUAUCUCAUAGAAAUUUGGUUACUCUUGUUGAAUGUGAAGAUGAUGAAGAUGAAGGUGGUAGUGGAUUAUUUUAUCCUGAAGUUGGUGAUCCAGAUUGUACUCAGGCAAUGAGUUCUACUUUAAUUCCUGAUUUAAAAAAAUUAGUUGGACAUCCCUGUAAAGAAGUUGGAAUUUUUGCUAUUCAUAUUUUGGCUGGAUGCCCCUCAACAGGUGAAAAUAGAUUAUCAUUAAAUUAUGUUAAUAUUGAACCAACAAAUUUUCUUGAAGAUGAAUCAAUAAAACUUGUUCCAUCACCAUAUAAAGAAGCAAUAACAAAAAUUGCUAAGAAAGGAAACACUAUAUUGGAUUGGAAAAAUUUACAAACAUUUGUUGAAAAAUGGCUUUUAUAA
Strongyloides ratti is the source of this 2334-nucleotide messenger RNA. Its product is annotated as Nucleolar complex protein 3 homolog. Gene Ontology annotation, molecular function: chromatin binding. The record is from RefSeq and is a predicted model, not a curated record. The transcript has 3 exons. The coding region runs from base 1 to 2334 and encodes 777 amino acids. Lineage: Eukaryota; Metazoa; Nematoda; Chromadorea; Rhabditida; Strongyloididae. Gene Ontology annotation, cellular component: nucleolus. Gene Ontology annotation, biological process: DNA replication initiation.